AUGAGAAACGCUAAAACAUCUGUACCAUCACACUUUAACAACCUUAGCUGUCUUUGCAAGACCUAUCCUACCUUCAGACAGCUUCUUGUCUACCUUCAGACAGCUUCUUGUCUACCUUCAGACAGCUUCUUGUCUACCUUCAGACAGCUUCUUGUCUACCUUCAGACAGCUUCUUGUCUACCUUCAGACAGCUUCUUGUCUACCUUCAGACAGCUUCUUGUCUACCUUCAGACAGCUUCUUGUCUACCUUCAGACAGCUUCUUGUCUACAUUCAGACAGCUUCUUGUCUACCUUCAGACAGCUUCUUGUCUACCUUCAGACAGCUUCUUGUCUACCUUCAGACAGCUUCUUGUCUACCUUCAGACAGCUUCUUGUCUACCUUCAGACAGCUUCUUGUCUACCUUCAGACAGCUUCUUGUCUACCUUCAGACAGCUUCUUGUCUACCUUCAGACAGCUUCUUGUCUACCUUCGUUUUGUUUCCUCCUUCCCUCGUCCUCAUCGUCGCUUCCCUACCCUCAUUGCCUCCUUUUGACGAAGAAUCAAGUCCGCCUCAGGGCUAG
Messenger RNA from Guillardia theta CCMP2712, 561 nucleotides. RefSeq lists its product as hypothetical. Bases 1 to 561 code for a protein of 186 amino acids. The transcript has a single exon. The record is from RefSeq and is a predicted model, not a curated record. Lineage: Eukaryota; Cryptophyceae; Pyrenomonadales; Geminigeraceae.